Messenger RNA from Oncorhynchus nerka (sockeye salmon), 2125 nucleotides. Its product is annotated as high mobility group nucleosome-binding domain-containing protein 5. The record is from RefSeq and is a predicted model, not a curated record. The transcript has 5 exons. The coding region runs from base 102 to 1943 and encodes 613 amino acids. NCBI's taxonomy places the organism in Eukaryota, Metazoa, Chordata, Actinopteri, Salmoniformes, Salmonidae.
ACCCCCCUCAGCCUUACCCUAUCCAGCCCCCUCAGUCCUACUCUAACCCCAGUAAACACCACAUUGUGAUCCAGCAGGAGGCACCACCGGCAGGGUUCCCCAUGCAAUGGGCUGCUGGAGUCGCCACAGCUGGGCUCCAUUUCAGGGCCCCAGUGGGCCUUCAAACUUCCUGGACAAGCCCUGCCAUGCCGGAUACCCAGGGAUGGAGAAUAGUACAGGAUGUGGCGGGGGAGGAUCUGGGGAGGGUGGCCAGUGCAGCGACUAGUCCUGAAGGAGGGAGCAGUGUGGGACACAGACAGAAGAGAGAGAAGAGCAGCGAUUUGGCACAUGAGCUCGACAUCAAACCAGUGCGUCUGUCGAGUGGACAUGGAGAGAGCAGUGAGAGUAGCAAAACCUCCAGUCAGGCCAGUAAAGACAGCGUCAGUAGCAGGGAGAGGAGGAAGAGGAAGGAGAAGAAUGGAGGAAGAGCAGGACAGAGUGCAACAGACAGGUCCUCUGCAGGAUCCGGGGAGGUGGUUAUUCCUGAGGCUUCAGUAUCUUCUGCCUCUGUGGUCCAAAGCUCAGAGAAUGAUGGGACAUCGGUGGUAGGGAGAAACAGGAGCAGGAUGAGUAGGGGACUGGCUAACCUAUUCAGUGCAGAGGAGUCAGGAAGUCAUAGAGACGAAUCAGGGAGUGAUAGGGAGUGGUCGGUGAGUCAAAAGGAGGAAUCAAGUCAAAUUCAAGAAUCAGGGAGUCAUAGGGUAGAGGCAGUGAGUCAAAUGGAAGAGUCAAGAAGUCAUAUGCAGGCGUCAAUGAUUAAAAAAGAGUCAGUGAGUCAUAGGGAGGAAGUAGCCAGUGAGAAAGAAGUAGGAGAUAAUGCCAUGGAGGCCACAGAGGGAGAAGAGGAGAGUCUGGUUGGACUCAGUGCGGAGGAGGGAGCAACAGGAGAAGAGGAGAGUCUGGUUGGACUCAGUGAGGAGGGGGGAGCAACAGGAGAAGAGGAGAGUCUGGUUGGACUCCGUGUGGAGGGGGGAGCAACAGGAGAAGAGGAGGAGGAAAUUAAACAUGACAGAGAGGAGGGGAGGGAAACAAAGGAAGAAGAGGGAAUGGGAGAACAUGAAGGCGAAAAAGAGCAAGGAGAAGAUCAGGAUGAAGGCAAUGAGGCACACCAGAGAGACAGAGAAGAAGGAGAGGAGGAGGAGGAAGAGGAAGAAGUCCAACCAGAGAGUGACAGCGUUUCUAUAAGGGAGCACACUGCAGAGGACGAGGAAGACAGGGAGAGGGGAGAGGAGGAAGCAGAGGAGGCACAGGACUCAGAAGGGCAGGUAGAGCGCGAGGAGGUGGAACGGGGUGAUAGAGGCAUGGAGGAAGAGAGCGAGAACGAAAGAGAGGAAUCACACACUUCUCAGAACGGAGAGAUAGAAGAGGAGGAUGUGGGAGUUGGGGAUGAAAGAUAUGAUAAUGAGGAGGGGUCAGAAGGUGAAGAAGAUGGUGGCGAGGAAGAGGAAGAGGAGCAGCGUUGUCAGGAUGCUGAGGAAGACUCGGCAGCAGGGCAACCUGAGGAUGAAGAGGAGAGAGACUCUGACGACAGCAUCAUCUCACCACCAGAACACAGGUCAUCCAAAUGCCUGGCAGAGGUAGCAGAAGAGGAGGAGGAAGAAGUGAUCGGUGAUAAUGAUGAAAAUGAUGAUGGUGAAGAUGAUGAAGAUGACAAAGUGAAAGGGUAUUCAUGGUCUGUGGAUCCCUUUCCAGAUGAGGAUGAUGAUAUUGAAAGUCUUCUCGCUCCACAAGCAAAGUCUCAGGAAAAACAAGAGAAAGAAGAAAAGAAAAAGACAGUGGUCCUUGUGAAACCCAAAGCCAUAUAUGAAGACUUGGACAGUUUCUCUGAAGUAAAAGCACUUCACAAAAAGAAAGGGGCUAAUCAGGACACAGACUCAGAAGAGUUUGAUCACUUCUACGACUGACAAGCCUUGUGUUCCAGCUCACCUAAAACCUCAACAAGAUAUGAGUGACUGCAAUUCUAAUGCCAGACUUCUAAAUCCACAACACUUGAACAUGAAAUCCACAACACUUGAACAUGAAAUGAACAUUCCUUAUCUAAUGUCAAGAUGCACCGAAUGUAAAUCAUUAGCAUUUUAUUAAAAAG